Hyaena hyaena (striped hyena) is the source of this 579-nucleotide messenger RNA. RefSeq names its product family with sequence similarity 237 member B (gene FAM237B). The record is from RefSeq and is a predicted model, not a curated record. The coding region runs from base 1 to 579 and encodes 192 amino acids. The transcript is spliced from 3 exons. Lineage: Eukaryota; Metazoa; Chordata; Mammalia; Carnivora; Hyaenidae.
AUGGGUUUUGCCACAAGAGGAUGGUUCUAUCUACCACUGGGCUGCAUGAUGCUGAUCAAUGUGAUUAAUGCUGAUUUUGAAUUUCAAAAGGGGGUGCUUGCCAGCAUCAGUCCAGGCAUCACAGAAGACAUCGAUUUCCAGUGCUGGAAUGCUUGCUCUUUGACGUUGAUAGAUCUAAAAGAACUCAAGAUACAACAUAAUGUGGAUGCUUUCUGGAAUUUCAUGUUGUUCUUGCAAAAAUCCCAGCGGCCUAGACAUUAUAAUGUCUUCUUAAGCAUAGCUCAGGAUUUCUGGGACAUGUAUAUAGACUGCUUGCUCUCACGAUCUCAUGGAAUGGGCAGAAGACAGGUGAUGCCUCCCAAGUAUAAUUUUCCACAGAAGAUAACAGGAGGUAAUUUAAAUGUAUACUUAAGAUCCCAUCCAGGACUCCAUAAUGUAUUGAGGUAUCACAUCUCCUUAGGCUCUAAGAAGGUGUUUUCAGUGACCUUGACAGUUUUGAGUGCUGGUAAGGAGAAUAGGCAGCUGGGCCAGGAUGAGAAGCUGCUGGCCAAUGGUACUCUGUCAACUCAGUUUAAUUAG